AUGAUGCAAAACUCGGAAGAACAGGAAAGAUCUUUCGAAUGUCGUACCUGCGAUCGGUCUUUCGCGCGCCUCGAGCAUUUGCAAAGGCACCUCCGAACCCAUACCAAAGAACGGCCAUAUUCCUGCUUUUGCGGACGGACGUUUACCAGGCAAGAUCUGCUCAAGCGACAUGGUCGUCGUGCUCAUGAAACUUGUGCGGAAGUCUCUGGAAGGGCUACACCAGUCGCUAAUGAUAUUUCGCACAAUGUCGCCUCGAACAGUUCUACCACAGCUCGUCCCUCCGCGUUAGAUAUCCAGACAUCUGCGAGAUCAAAUACCCAUCAAGACGAGCAUCAGAUCGCUCGAUACAGCGAUGUCUCUGAGAUCUUGCAUCCCGAUUUCUCGAACACGGGUACACUUGAUGCGAUACCCAAUGGUGACAAUCAGUCAGGAAACCAUCUUGUAGCUGAUGCAGAUCAUCUGACUUCUAUGGACAACUAUCUCGGCCUCUUCAAUACCGGUGACCUGAAUCUAGAUUGGAAUGACAUGGAUCUUGCACAGACAGAAGCACAGGAUCCGAUGGGGAUACAAGCGGACCCGGGCACUCUUCUAUUUGACAUACCUGUAGACCUUAGUGCGGAGUUCCAGGACUCUGGAGUCAGCAGUGGUUGCGACACGACGCACUCUACAUCAGACAUAUCCGAGGUGCAGGCACGAAACCAUGAACAGCUACAACUUGCUAUUCACCAGCAUCUCCCAUAUUUUCUGAUGCCUUCUCAACAAUCAAUUAUGCGCUAUCUUGAUGGCUACGUCGAAGACUUCAACCAAGAUCUUCCUUUCAUUCACUUACCUACUUUGGCACUGGAGGAUUGCAGUCCGGAGACGAUGUUAGCUAUGGCUGCAAUUGGUGCGUACCAGCGUUUCGAACGUUCUAAAUCCCAUGAGCUGUUCCAUGCAUCCAAGACUAUCGCUCUCAGCAACUUACGCGCUUGGCAAAAGAUCAAUGAGCAAGGAACACAAAGAUCAAGACCAGAUGGCCUCGAAAUGCGAACUAUGGACGAUGUUUUUGACCUACAGCGGCAUACUGCCAUGGAAAGCUUGAGAGCAUUGUUACUGCUCGGCUUCUACGGGAUGUGGGGAGAAAUCACUGCCAUAACCAAGGAAAUUCUUGGCUUUCAACCCCUUAUGAUCGAAGUCGCAAGGCACUACGGGCUGACUGAGCAUUCAGAACCUCAUGGGCCUACUACGACUUGGAUCGACUGGGUACACGAGGAGCAAGACAGACGAACCAAGCUCGCCCUAUUUUGCUUUUUUAAUCUGCAGACAGUCAUGCACAAUGUACCCUCGCCAACUCUGUGCAGUGAAUGGCAAUUGUGCAUGCCGUGUUCUACAGAGCAAUGGGAAGCACAAAGCGAGACCGAGUGGUUGGCUGUAAGAAUGCAGCAGACUCAGCCAAUGGCAUUCCAAGACAGCUUCCGCGCAUUGCUUUCCGCAGUCGAAACCCCCAAGAUAAUCUCCUCGCCCAACACCUCUGAGUUUGGCUGCACCAUCCUGGCAUUGGCGUUGCUACAACGAACCUACUAUCUACGUCAAUUACACACUGCGACCGGGGAUACCAUGGGACAGGAGGCUAUAGCAGAACUGCAGCGCGCAAUACAGUCUCUGGAGUCGACUUAUACAUCUUCCCUGGGCUCAGUGUCCAAACUUCGCGAUGCAAAAUUACACUACUCGAACAUCAUGGCAUACCAGGAUCUGGCAUCUGUACGGCUCCAUGCGGAUCUCGGUAUACAUGGCCUGCUACAGUCUCGCGCUCCCCAAGAAAUCGCAAGAUCUUUGCGCGUUGCUUCGGACAAGACACACGGCUCAGUGUAUUCACUACUGCCACUUCAGCGCUCUAUCCAUCAGCUCAAAGUAGCGGUCAAUAUCGGGAUUGCGUAUGUGUCUCAUGUUUCCGAGCAUUUUUCAAGCGUACCUCAAGCACUGUCGGUUCUAGAAUGCGGUGUUUUCUUGAGUAGAUGGCUCUUUUCCAUCGCUGCCAAGGGCUGCGAUUCUUCUCCGCCACUUGAAGAGUUGCAGGCCAUUCAUUGUCUUCAAUCAAUGAUGAAGGAAAUCGCUGUAUCAGUACCGGAGAUUGUGAUGCCUUCGACAUCCACUGCAACCUGCUUUGAGCUCGGCAUCAUGGUGUUGAGGACAUGGGCUCACGUGCUUACUGCAAAGAUCCGAUGGCCUUUGGUCGCUAUUCUUGGGAAGUCAUUGAAUCUUUAUGCUGACAUGAUGUAUGCUGCAAACUCAAAAUCAAAGCCGGUGCAUCUACAACAGGCAAGAUAAAAAUGCACAAGUGGCCGAUUUCAAAUCGGCGAAAUAAUGGCAAUUCAGUCAUUUCAAGUGCUCUUGAAACUCUCUGGCGGAGUGCGCGACUCCCAAGUGUAAGGAGUGGAGAAAGUUGGAGAGGGAGAAAAGUUGGAGAAAUCACAAGCACCUUGUCCCGAUUCGGGGGUGGAGAAACGGCGAACUGACGACACAACAACACUCUUUGGAGGAAGUGAUUAUUCACACAGCAAGAAUUACCAAUCCGAAACCUCUUGGAGCCAUGCGCAGCGUUCCGGAAACGAUGU
Molecule: messenger RNA, 2594 nt
Organism: Aureobasidium pullulans EXF-150
Lineage: Eukaryota; Fungi; Ascomycota; Dothideomycetes; Dothideales; Saccotheciaceae
Exons: 4
Coding region: 1-2307 (768 amino acids)
Biological process (GO): regulation of transcription by RNA polymerase II
Cellular component (GO): chromatin
Molecular function (GO): RNA polymerase II cis-regulatory region sequence-specific DNA binding; DNA-binding transcription factor activity, RNA polymerase II-specific
Source: RefSeq, a predicted model, not a curated record